AUGAUUGCAGCCUCGGCACGAACGGCUUCGGCCAAGGUGGUAGCAGGCGUUUCGGUCAUGGUCGCGGGCACUUCGAUUGCCAAGCCCGUGUACAGCGAAGAAGCACCCUCGAGCUCGACCAAACUUCCGAUCUAUCCGCUGCCGGAUGCCAAGGUUGAGGUGGUGCCGGUGCAGACCGAGCUGGAGCGUCAGAUUGGCUCUGCACGACGAGCCGUCUCCAGCGUGACUGCCGAGACGCGCGGAUCGGUUCGAUCGCUCGUAGACCGAUGGAUCUCUCUCGAGCGCUCCGUCGAGGGCGAGGUCAAGUCGCUCAUCCCCGACACCGAACCGCUCACCCCGGGUCUGCUCUACGUCGGAGUCGCCACGCUGGCAGGAAGCAUCUUUACCCGAUACCGCGCCUUUCCCAUUCGAAUGCUCACGCCACCCCUCGCUGCCAUCGUUGCGGUCAACACCACCAACCCGCAACUCGCCGCCAACCUCGGAGCGUACUACACCCAGACCGAACGAAAGUACCUCCCGGCGCUCACGGAGCAGCGACAAAAGUGGCAGGCCCAGGCAAGAGAUCUGGUUAGCGGAGCCAAGGAUGGAUUCGAAAAGGUCAAGGAGAACACAGAGUCGUCGGUUAGGAAGGGGCUCGAGAGUGUAGAGAGCCAGACGGGGCUGAGGGUCAAGGAUGUCGUCGCCGCAAAGGAUGAGGCCAAGACGGCGAUCAAGGACCAGAUGAAGGCCGUCUAG
Messenger RNA from Moesziomyces antarcticus, 735 nucleotides. RefSeq lists its product as uncharacterized. Bases 1 to 735 code for a protein of 244 amino acids. Lineage: Eukaryota; Fungi; Basidiomycota; Ustilaginomycetes; Ustilaginales; Ustilaginaceae. The transcript has 3 exons. Gene Ontology annotation, cellular component: mitochondrial crista junction; MICOS complex. The record is from RefSeq and is a predicted model, not a curated record. Gene Ontology annotation, biological process: cristae formation.